This is a messenger RNA of Syngnathoides biaculeatus (alligator pipefish), 3750 nucleotides long. It is a transcript of the gene trabd2a, whose product is annotated as TraB domain containing 2A. The transcript is spliced from 7 exons. The record is from RefSeq and is a predicted model, not a curated record. Gene Ontology annotation, biological process: negative regulation of Wnt signaling pathway. Bases 33 to 1544 code for a protein of 503 amino acids. Lineage: Eukaryota; Metazoa; Chordata; Actinopteri; Syngnathiformes; Syngnathidae. Gene Ontology annotation, molecular function: metalloendopeptidase activity. Gene Ontology annotation, cellular component: membrane.
GAGGCGUGGAGGGGGAGGCGAAGAGAGUCGCGAUGAUGCGCGGCGGCAUGAGCGCACUGAUCCUUUGCUGCCUGGUUCUGUUGGUCCGAGGCAACCCGUGGAGGUUCAGACCGGACUCCAGCAACUGUGAGCUCAACAAGAAACAAACAGACUUAAACUCCUUCUUGUGGACUAUCAAACGAGACCCUCCCUCGUAUUUCUAUGGCACAAUCCACGUUCCUUACACUCGUGUGUGGGACUUCAUCCCCGAGAACUCCAAGCAGGCCUUCCAAGAGAGCAACAUCGUUUACUUCGAGCUAGACCUAACCGAUCCUUACACCAUCUCUGCCCUGACUAGCUGCCAGCUGCUUCCUCAGGGCGAGAACCUGCAGGAUGUUCUACCCAGGGACAUCUAUCGCAGACUUAAGAGGCACCUGGAGUAUGUCAAACUCAUGAUGCCUUCGUGGAUGACGCCAGAUCAGAGAGGGAAGGGACUCUAUGCGGACUACCUCUUCAACGCCAUCGCCGGGAACUGGGAAAGGAAGCGGCCUGUCUGGGUCAUGCUAAUGGUUAACUCGCUGACCGAGGCGGACAUUAAGACUCGAGGCGUGCCCGUUCUGGACCUGUACCUGGCCCAGGAGGCGGAGAGGAUGAAGAAGAGGACAGGAGCUGUCGAGAAAGUGGAGGAACAGUGUCAUCCCCUUAAUGGGCUCAACUUUUCCCAGGUCAUCUUUGCCCUCAACCAGACUUUACUACAGCAGGAGUCUUUAAGGGCCGGCAGCCUUCAGGUCCCGUACACAACGGAAGACCUCAUCAGGCACUACAACUGCGGGGACCUGAACUCCAUCAUCUUCAACCACGACACCUCACAGGUCCCAAACUUCAAUAACGUAACAUUGCCGCCCAGCGAGCAGGUGACUGCCCAGGAAAUAGACAGCUACUUCAGACAGGAACUCAUCUACAAGAGGAACGAGAGAAUGGGGAAAAGGGUGAAAGCCCUGCUGGAAGAGCACACAGACAAGAGCUUCUUCUUUGCCUUUGGAGCAGGGCACUUCCUGGGUAACAACACAGUCAUUGAUGUGCUUCGUCGCCAAGGCUACGAGGUAGAGCACACCCCUGCCGGGCAGCCCAUAAACAGGAGAUCAUCACCCAGAUCAGAUUGGAGUGAGCCAGAGGACCGUCAUGACGGGUCCCCUCUCCUCGAGCCUUUCCUCCACGAACUCCCAGAGGACCAACGUCUGACCCACAUGUUUCUGCCUUCGGACAGCCUGGAACUGCUGGAUAAAACCGAGAAGAAGAUGCUCAAGAAAAAACGGAGAAACAAGCAGAAGAAACAGCGGCACAGGCAUUUCAAUGACCUCUGGGUCCGCUUAGAAGAGAGCGUCGUAGCCCAGUCUCCGCAACUCCCCCGCGUCGUCAAUGGUUACAUCACAAUGAAGCCCCCAAGACGAGACUUCAACCACCACAACUAUUAUAACGUGGCCUCCGCCUCGUCGCUCUGCUCGUACUCACCGAUCCUCCUCUUUGCCUCACUGAUUCAUCAGAUGUGCAGCAUAUUUCUCUAGCGCAGUAUUUGUUACGCUCGACUACAAUAAAGAGAAUCUUAUGGACUCCUUUUGGAGAACGUGUGGAGGUGAUGAAAUCAAGCUGUUGGGAUUAUAGUAUCAACCACGGAUAUCAAACAGAUGUAUUUGGGACAAUUUGCUCCAGCAAUCCUGGUUUUGUAUCCAUUUAACAAAACGAGGCCUUGAAGAGAAUGGAAGGGCACUAUCACAGUAUGCGUUUCAAAUAUUAACAGUUUCUGCGUUUUAAAGAAAACAAAUGGUACAUAAAAAUACAUACAACAUGUCAGUUCCUUUAUUUGUGAGUGUUAUAGCACGAACAUCUUAUUUACAUACAGUGGCUGGAAUAAAUAUUGAACACAUCACCCUUUUUUCUCACUAAAGAUAUUUCUAAAGCUCCUAUUCGCAUGAGUUUUGCCAGAUUUGAACAACCCAAGUAAUCCAAACAUACAAAGAAAGUAAAAACAAAUAAGAUCGGAAGUUAUGUGUCAUGUGAAAUGAUACAAGGGGAAAAAGUAAGGUAUUCAAGUCCUACUUUCUACAAAGGCCUUUGUUUGCGCUGUGAUAGCUUCAGUACACCUCAUGUUUGGAGAAACCAGUCGCAUGCAUGGUUCUGGUGUGACUUUGGCGCAUUCCUCCACACAAGUAGUCUUCAAAUCUUUCAGGCUUUGCUCAUGGAUCUUGAGUUCCAUUUCUUUCCAAAGGUUUUCGAUUGGAGUGGAUCAAGUGAUUGGCUGGAACAUUGUGGCAGUUUUAUUAUUAUUUGUAUUCUUUGAAACCAGUUGAGAGUUUUCAUAGCAUUGUGUUUUGGAUCACUAUCCUGAUUAAAUGUCCACCCUCAUUUCAUUUUUUCAUCCUCGCAGACAGCAGAAGAUUUUUGUUGAAAAAUUCUUGGUACAUUUACCCAUUCAUCCUUCUUUUGAUAAUAUGACGUUUACCAGUACUAUUUGUUGAAAAGCUUCCCCAGACUAUGAUGUUCCCACCUCUGAACUAAACUGUUGUUAUGAUGUUUUUGGGGUGAGUUGCAGUGCCAUUUCUCUUCCAAAUAUUGUAUGCUUUAUGGCCUCCAAACACUUAAAUUUUGCUCUCGUCAGACCUAACUAUAUUCUCCUGGUAUCUAAUGGGCUUGUCCAAAUGUUCAUCAAACUCCAAACAAGCUUUGACAUCUUUUUUUUUUUUGGCAAUAAGGUCUCACGUAAUGAGCAUGCGUAAAGGCCAAGGUGGCAGAGUGCAUUAUUCACAGUUUUUCUGGUGACAAGAGUGUGUGUUAAUUCUACAUCUUUUUGAAGAUUCCACAAGUGGUCCUUUGGCUCUUGGACAACUCUUCUGAUUAUUCUUUGCGCUCCUCUGUCAGAAAACAUGCAAGGAGCACCUGAUUGAGGCAAAUUUAUGGUGGUAUGAUUGGCUUUCCACUUUCGUAUUAUGCCCCCAACUGAAAAAGCUUUGUUAUGCACCUGUAACCAAUCAGGUUGCACUCCACUCUUACCCAUCAUGGGAGGUGUCUUGAUUCACACCUUGGCAAUGAGAUCUUUUUUGAAAGACAUCAGUUAGGACUGAACCAGCUUAUAUCCAUCUGCACUGAUAAGGAACUGGGUUGCUGUUUGAUCCUUGAUCGAUUUUAGGUAUUGUCUUGGCUUUCCAUGCCAUUUUUCACCUUCCUUUUUUCACAUGUUCAAUACUUUUUCCCAAUAUCAUUUCAGAUUAUUACACAUAACUGAAUUUCUGAUUUGGUUUUACUUUCUUUUUCGGUAUGGAUUCCUUAGGUUGUUCCCAAUAUCUCAUUUUCAUGUUAAUAGCACCAUGUUAAAUACUCAUUUCUGCUGCAGUAUCUUAACAGUUACACCCUCACCAUUAAUGUGUCUCUUUAAGCGUGAAUGCGUAUGUGCGUCUGUCUGUGUUUCGAAUCAAUAAGCUCUUAAGUCGUCCUGGCCUUGUUGAAAGCAGUUUUUCCAGAUUUUAAUUUAUUCUUCCAUAUUAGAAGAAUCUGAAUUUGUGCUAAAUAUGUUACAUAAUAGCUUAUGUCAGGGGAAAUAUGUAUAUAUUGUCUAAAUAUUAUAGCUGUAUUUUAGAAUUUUACAAACAGGAAUAUCAUACAUUGUUUAUAUGAAUAUAUACAUAGGUAUGCAGUAUAUUUUUGGACAAAAUCAGGAGCUAACCACCAUAAGUGUACCGUGUCUCUCACUGAAAAGCAAGCUUUUUUUUUGGGGGG